Messenger RNA from Colossoma macropomum (tambaqui), 6265 nucleotides. RefSeq names its product TBC1 domain family, member 4 (gene tbc1d4). The transcript is spliced from 21 exons. Lineage: Eukaryota; Metazoa; Chordata; Actinopteri; Characiformes; Serrasalmidae. The record is from RefSeq and is a predicted model, not a curated record. The coding region runs from base 702 to 4412 and encodes 1236 amino acids.
ACGCCCACAGGAGCUGAGGAGCUGAGCGGUGGGGGAGGAGAGGACGACGCUGGGCUGUUGUCAAAAAUGGCCAAGAAUGAGCUGCUCAGGACGAAAGAGCGAGAAAGAAAGUAGCGUUUUUAAAGGAUUUUAGCUCUAGUUCACCAUAACAGCUCCUGUAUGUGUGAGGAGAGGAGAGGAAAGGAGGAGAAGAGAAGACUGGAGACUCCCUCCUUCCUUCGUGCUGCUCUUUCUCUCUGUGUGUGUGUGUGUGUGUGUUUACACCCUGAGACGCCACGUUUCGGUGCCUUACUGACUUGAACGGCUGAGCUGGAGCUGCAGCCCGUCUGAAUGGAUGCUUAUUUACUGAAACUGAUCUCUUCUUCACUUUGUCUGAAGAAAGACGGACACGGCUGUGUCUUUAAAAGAGAGCCUUAUUUCUUCUUCCAGCUACGUGAAGGACGAGUCCUGCAGCCGCCGUGUUAGUGUUAGACUAACUUUUCCACUCUUCUACCAAAGACUGUGAGUGAAGCGAGGCAGAGCUCAGUCUGCCAGCCAGGAAAAGGAAAAGCAGCCCGUCGCUUUGUGCCCCGCUCCACUUCCACACUUCCCUUCUUCCCCAUGCGCCGCUGAAACUCGGCCCAGUGACGAAGAGCAGAGCUGCCAGAACGGGUUGGUCUACUUCUCCUUCUUUGUCCUCCUCAGCCUGAGAAGAAGAAGAGAUGGAGGGACAGAGUAAUGACACCAAAGGCAGCAGUCCGAAGCCCGAGAGGAGCUUCUCUCUGUGCUACAUGGGUUGGUGCACCCUGGACAGGAGGACCACUCUGCCCAUGCUGCCGUGGCUGGUGGCUGAGAUCCGCAGGAGAGGCGAGAGAAACGAGCCCGGACCCGCUCAGGCCCGCCAGGUCCAGCUGUCCCUCUGCCCUCCCCUCAUCCGCUGCGUGCCCGCCAACAGCAGCAACGCGUCCGUCUUCAUCUUCGAGCACAAGGCGCAGUUCAUAUCGAGGUUCAUCCACAACAGCCACGACCUCAGCUACUUCGCCUACCUCAUCCGCAGCCAGCCGGAGGACCCCGAGUCCGAGAUGGCCUGCCAUGUGUUCAAGGCUGGAGAGCCCAACCAGGUUCCUGAAGUCAUCAGCAGCAUCAGGCAGGCCUCUAAAGUUGCACUUAAGGAGGACAGCAGGCCCAAGCAGGAGGGAGAAGAGUCUUUUUACAACUCCCAGAAGUUUGAGGUGCUUUACUGUGGCAAAGUGACAGUCAACCACAAAAAAGCCCCCUCCACCCUUAUUGACGACUGCAUUGACAAGUUUCGGCAGCACGAGGUGGAGCGCAAGCGGCUGCAUCUUCUGAAUGGCCAGCGCAGCUCGACAGAGACCUCCGUGGAGUUCAUCGUUGGGGAUGACCCACUGAGCGCCUCGCUCGCUGAGGCUGCAGGGGCAGAGCCAGGAGCUGGAGAUCAGGCCAGAGUGAGUAAUGGGAAACUGGGCGGCAGCCUCAGCGUGGGUAGUCUGCGUGGAGCUUUCCCUGAGUGUAUCCUGGAGGAUUCAGGAUUCGAGGAGCAGCAGGAGAUCCGCACGCGCUGCAACAGCCUGGCUGGCGGCAUGCAGAGCAGAACGAUGCAGGCCGGGGCCAAGGGGCCUACACGCAGAAGACACGCCAGCGCACCCAACAACGUACAGCCGUCAGACGCAGACAAGAACCGCACCAUGCUGUUCCAGGUGGGACGUUUUGAGGUGAACCUCAUCAGCCCUGACAGUAAGACGGUAGUUCUGGAGAAGAAUUUCAAAGAUAUCUCAUCCUGCUCUCAGGGAGUGAAACAGACAGACCACUUUGGCUUCAUCUGUCGGGAUGCGGUGGAGUCUGGACCCAGCCAGUACGUGUGUUACGUGUUCCAGUGUGCCAGCGAAUCUCUGGUAGAUGAGGUGAUGCUGACCCUGAAGCAGGCCUUCAGCACAGCUGCAGCACUACAGAACUCUAAGACCCAGGUCAAACUGUGCGAGGCCUGCCCCAUGCACGACCUGCAUAAGCUCUGUGAGAGGAUUGAAGGUUUGUACCCUCCCAGGGCAAAGCUGGCUAUUCAAAAACACCUCUCCAUGCUGAGCGAUAAUGAACAAGCAGACAUUUUUGAGCGUGUGCAGAGGUUAAAGCCGAGCUCUGAUCAGGAAGAGAAUGAGCUGGUUAUUCUUCACCUCAGGCAACUGUGUGAGACCAAGCAGAAGACCCAUGUUCAUAUCGGAGAAGCUCCUCAGCAAAAUGCUCCCAAUAACACGGGCUCAGACAACUCAGCUGGACGCAAUAAGCUGGAUGUCCUGAAGAACAAAGCACGCAGCUCCCUCACCAGCUCUCUGGAGAACAUCUUUUCAAGGGGGGCUAGCCGAAUGCGCAUGCGUCUGGGAAGCAUGGGCAGCUUUGAUCGGCAGGACGACUCUCCUGGUGACUCUCCUCCAGGGACCCCUCCUGCUUAUGUGGAGGAGGACCCCGAUGCCCCUCAGUUCCGUCGUCGGGCGCACACUUUCAGCCACCCGCCCAUCAAGAAGAGGAUUUCUUUCACAGACGUGCCGACCCAGGCCAAGGCCCCCCUGCGCAGGCAGCAGUCUGUUGCUCCAGAGCUGCUUCAGAGCAGCCCGAUCAGCGUCACGAGAAAGCGCAGUGUGUCUGAGGGCGAGUCCUCCUUCAGCCUCCCCUCCUCCUUCACCACUCCCACUUUCCUGAAAAGUUUUUACCAGGGCUCCCUCAGCUCGUUGGCCUCCCUGCCGGACAGCCCCAAGAGUAAUGGAGAGGGCAGGAAGAGGACUCUGUCUGGCUGCAGCAGUGACUCGCUGACCGCUGUGACUCCGCGCAGAGUGUCCUGGCGUCAGAAGAUUUUUCUGAGGGUGGCCUCGCCGAUGAACAAGGCCACGGCGUCCAUGCACAAGGCUGACAUGGAUGGCCGGGAGCUGCUGCCCCUCUCUCCUCGUGCCUCAGCCCAUGGCCACGAUGCUCUGGCCAGCCUGCUUCCCUCAGAGCAGGGCACUGGAGGGGAGACCGGCCACCGCACUCCAUCAGAUUACAGAGCGUUAUGGAGGACAGCGAUACACCAGCAGAUCCUUCUCAUCCGCAUGGAGAAGGAGAACCAGCGCCUGGAGGAAGCCAGUCGGGAUGAGCUGCACAUUCGUAAGAUGAAGCUGGACUAUCAGGAAGUGGGUGAGUGUCCUAAAGAGGUGCAGGCUCUGUGGGAGAGGAAGCUGAAUGUGCCCUGCCGGACCAAGGUGCAGUGGGAUAAAGAGGAGAUCCAGACUGCUCUCUGCCAAGGUGUGCCUAAGAGUCGUCGUGGUGAAGUGUGGCUGCUCCUCUCCCAGCAGUAUCGCCUGCGUCACCGCCUACCUCAGCGACAGCAGCCUCCCGACACGCCUUACCAGGACCUUCUGAAGCAGCUGACUGCCCAGCAGCACGCCAUCCUGGUAGACCUGGGCCGCACGUUCCCCACGCACCAGUACUUCAGCGCUCAGCUGGGCGCGGGUCAGCUGUCCCUCUAUAACUUACUGAAAGCCUACUCCCUGCUGGACACGGAGGUGGGCUACUGCCAAGGCAUCAGCUUUGUAGCUGGUGUACUGCUGCUGCACAUGAGCGAGGAGCAGGCCUUUGACACGCUCAAAUUCCUAAUGUAUGACCUGGGUCUACGCCGCCAGUACUGCCCUGAUAUGAUUUCCCUGCAGAUCCAGAUGUACCAGUUGUCACGGCUGCUGCAUGAUUACCACCGUGGCCUGUACUCACACCUGGAGGAGCACGAGAUCAGCCCAAGCCUGUACGCCGCGCCCUGGUUCCUCACGCUCUACGCCUCGCAGUUCCCUCUGGGCUUUGUCUCCCGCAUCUUCGACCUCCUGUUUGUCCAGGGCACGGAGGUGAUCUUCAAGGUGGCCCUUUGUCUUCUGAGCAGCCACGAAGGAGAGAUACUGGAGUGUGACAGCUUUGAGAGCAUCGUUGACUACCUUAAAACCACCAUCCCCACCCUCACACAGAACCAGAUGGAAGAGACAAUCACUAAGGCUUUAGAGAUGGACAUCUCCAAGCAGCUGCAUGCCUAUGAGGUGGAGUACCAUGUUCUACAGGACGAGAUGAUGGAUGGCCCUCCAGUUUCAGAGGACUCAGACAGAUUGGACAAGCUAGAGAAGACCAAUGCCCAGCUAAAGAAGCAAAAUAUGGAGCUGCUGGAGAAACUGCAGGCUGCGCGGGUGAAGAUCCAGAGUUUGGAGAGCAGUGUGGAGAGCUUUCUGGCCCGCGAGAGUCAGAUGAAGCACCUGAUCCGCUCGCUGGAGCAAGAGAAGGCUUCCUACCAGAAGACCGUCGAGCGCAUGCGCAGCAGCCUCCCUCAAGAUGCCGCCACGGAUGUUGAGAUGACCCAACUGAAGUCCAGCAGUAACAGCAAAACCAAAGCAGCCAGCAAUAAACCGUGAUUUGGCCUGUGCGAUAAUGAGGAACUUGCAGACUUGGAUGUCAAAUCCAUUGAUGGAGGAAAACUGAAGGUUUGAGAUGAUUACCAGGUGGAGCUAUGCAGUCUUCCCAACAUACAUCUCUCAAUCGUUCACCAUCAUAGCAUUUAGGGGCUGAUGCAUCCAUAUAGACUGUGGAACUUUAGACACCUACUGCUAUGACCACAGCUUUGGUCAGAGGGUGUUUCUGGAGAGGGAGUGUAACCAGAAUGUGUAGCCUUCUGCAAUUGAUUCAGUCCUUGUCAAACAAGUAUAUGGAGUAUAUAUACUUCCAGUGCCAUGAAAAAUGCCCCUAAGGAAACGAGAGUGAGAAAUAAGAAGGCCUGCUUAUGUCAGAUUUGCUCCAGUCCACUAUGCUUUAUUCACUGCAGGUUUAAUGUAGGAUGGUGGCCUCUGCGUAAACGUGCAGCUUUGCUGUGAUGUCAGCUUGUGUUGAAAAUACUUGAAAACAAUACGAAUGUAUUUUCUUUCCAAAGAACAGCGUGACUCAUGGCGGUGUGCAUAUUGUGGAACGCUGCCUUGAUGUCGGUGUACGUUUUGGGAGCGGCAGGCAGAAACAUUUUUUUUUUUUCUUUGCGCUCACUAAAGAGCUUGUAAAAAGCUGAUGGAACACAACAAAAGGGACAGUGACUCAAUCAACCGAGAGAAACCAAAAUAUUUAGCCUAUCAGAUUGACAACUGUGCUCAAAGAGCUUAACCCAAAGUUCAAGCAGGAAAUGAAACUGCCUCUGAGUUUCCGCUCUGACUUACCAGUGUCAUCCAAAUUUAACCUGCUCUCCAAACUCCUACGCCUCUCUGGCAGUUCACCUGUUACUGAAUGUACAAAUCAGUCGUGUCAAAGGGACAAAAAGUGAGUCUGCUGGUGUGCUAGUUGCAUAGUGCGAUUCACCGUCUGAGAGUAUUUCAUAAAGAAGUCCUACAGUUAUGGCUAUAGAAACACAGAAACAAAACCACCUAUUCUGACAACUCAAAAACCGUCCAAAAGCUUGUUUCUGUGUCCACGAAUGAAUUUUGUCUUGUGUUAUGUGUAAAUCCAAACUCCAAAAUUGUACUUGACAUUUGCACAAAUAUUAUGUUUAGCAUCAUGUGUGCGUGCAGAGUGCAUGACUUCUCGUAACUCUCCUCAGUGUCUUAGUUGCUGAAAAGCCUCAUGCUUCUGAAGUAAUCUGUCAGUGAAGCCUUAUAAAUGAUUUAUGUCGAUGUCACGCAUUGUUAAUGAAUGCUCGAUAGCUGUUGUAGCUAUGCAAAAUGUCGUGCCCUUAAUUUGCAAAAAAUCUUGUUUUUUUUCCCUGUUGAUAAAGUACUUCAGUAUGCAGCUUGUCUCAGAGAAGGACCCUCCAGCUGCCACCGUGUCAGUGGAGUGCAGCUAUUUAACAUGGAUCGAGUGAAUCUGUGUAAAGCUCCCCCCAUUCCCUCUGCCCUAAAGGGUGUGAUGAGCAGACUUUUUUUCUAUUAAAUUUUCAUAAAAUAUUAAGAGGAAUGAACAUUACUUAACGGUUCUAGGUGUGGAGUGUGAUAAGUUCAUUUGUAUGCUGGUACUUCAGCUUGGUAAAUGUGUUUUCCAAAGUGACUCGCUGAAGCAAUAUGCAGGUUUACUAAGGUCAAACGUGCAGGAUACUCUUUAUUCUAAUGUUUUCAUAAGGCUGGUUCAGCUGGAUGACCAGCAGAGAACCAUUCAUGUGCAACUGUUGAGCAAGAGGUGAAAAUGUUGCAUAGUGCUGUUCAUGUACAAAUGAAAAUGAAUCAUGGUGUAUAUCUCUCUAAGUGAUGAUGCACUGAAUAGUAUGUGAAUGUCUGAUAAAACACUCACUGAUUGA